AACGUGGUCUUCUUCUUCUCAGGCCCUCACACCGCCGGCGCCUUACCCUAAUUGCUUCCCCUCACGCACGACUCUCACUUACCCAACCACCUCCAAUGCUCCUCCAAUGCUCUCUCUCUCUCUCUCUCUCUCUCUCUCUCUCUCUCUCUCUCUCUCUCUCUCUCUCUCUCUCUCUCUCUCUCACAGUGUACAGUAUGAUCUUAUUGUAGAAAGCUUCUAAUCCAUCAGACCACGAAGCUAUACGCCCCUGUGAUAACGGAGACCGCAAUGACACUCCAUAGCCUCGAUGUACCCUCGCCCUGCCACUUGAGCUCCUUCGGUGGAGCUCGACCCUCUUCCUUUUGUCGCCUAAACAACCCCAAUUUCACCAUAGCUUCGUCUUCUCCGGCUACCAUAUUUAAGCGGUUCUCCAUCUCCUGUGCGGUUUCUUUUCGACCUUGCAUUGAUAUUCAUAAGGGAAGAGUGAAACAGAUUGUGGGUUCAACCCUUAGUGAUUCCAAAGAAGAUGGAUCGAGCCUUGUAACUAAUUUUGAAUCUGAUAAGUCAGCUGCUGAGUAUGCAAAUUUGUACAAAGAAGAUGGACUUACAGGUGGGCAUGUCAUCAUGCUCGGAGCAGAUCCUUUGAGCAAAGCUGCAGCUAUAGAAGCAUUACAUGCCUAUCCUGGCGGUCUGCAAGUUGGAGGUGGGAUUAAUUCUGACAAUGCUUUGAGUUACAUAGUGGAAGGCGCUAGCCAUGUGAUUGUCACUUCGUACGUAUUCAACAAUGGGAAAAUGGACCUUGAGAGGCUUAAGGAUCUUGUUCGUGUUGUUGGAAAAGAAAGACUUAUAUUGGACCUUAGCUGCAGAAAGAAGGAAGGUAAAUAUGCAAUUGUCACUGACAGAUGGCAGAAGUUCAGUGACGUGUAUUUGGAUGAGGAAGUAUUGGAUUUUCUUGCCAACUAUGCAGAUGAAUUUCUGGUCCAUGGUGUUGAUGUUGAAGGGAAAAAGUUGGGCAUUGAUGAAGAGCUUGUAGCAUUGCUUGGAAAGCACUCUCCGAUUCCGGUCACUUAUGCUGGUGGUGUGACAGUCAUGGCCGAUUUGGAGGUGAUUAGAGUGGCAGGAAAGGGGCGUGUGGAUGUCACAGUGGGAAGUGCUUUGGACAUCUUUGGAGGCAACUUGGCAUACAAAGAUGUGGUUGAUUGGCAUGCCCGUCAACGGAUCUUGACAGUCUAGUACCCUACUAGUCCCAACCCAUUUUCUUUUAUAAGCUGUACUUUUCAUUUCUAGCUUCAAAAUGGAUUUUGACUACUUUUUCUUGUAAUUUAUGGACAUUGGAGUGUGAGUUGUGAACUCAAAGUCAGCGCAACUUAAGCUGGCUAACAGAGAAAACUACCGGACUACUAAAACUGAGUCUGAGACUGUAACUCUCAUAAAAAAAACAAGUCAAAUAUAAUUCGAGGUUCCUACUCAUGUUUUGUAAUACAAUUAUUUCAAACCUAUUCUUAUAUAAAGAUUUGCAUUGGAACACAAUCAUAAAAAUUGUGCAUAUUUAGUUAAUUUGUUUUCUUGUGUCAUUUUUUUCCCCACAUUUGAGAUAGGUCUUAGAGGAUCUAAACCAGUAAUAAUAAUAAGGUUAAUUAGAAUUUUUAUCUUCUCAAUUUUGACAUAUACCAAAUCAUGUUCCCUGAAAGGUCGUUAAAAAUAUUUCUUGCACUAUUAAGAUUGUUGGAUUUAAGGAUUUUUUUUCGAUUUUUAAUAAAAAAGUCUAACAUGGAUGAAAAGUUCAAGGACCAUGAUUUAGUACAUGUCAAAAUUCAAUGGGUAUGAUUUGGUAGAUAUCAAAGUUCGGGAAGCAUAGUUUAGUAUAUAAACAAUAACUGAAAUAGUAAAAUUCAAUAAAAUUAGACAAAAGCUUUUAAAUUCAACAAUUUCAAUAAUUCACGGUGUAUUUUUAACGACCUUAAAAGUUCAAGGGGUAUGAUUUGGUACAUGUCAAAGUUCAAGGGACAAAAAUCUUAAUUAGAGUAAAAAUAAUGAUAUGUGCACAUAAAACUUGCAUUGCAUAGUUUUCAGGUUGGGGUAAUGAUAACAGAGUUAAUUGCUUCAUCAUACAUAACAAACAAGGGUAGUUUCUUUUUUAUCACAAACAAACAUGGGUAGUUUGUAUUGUAAGUAAACAUUUAUGUUUUUACCAGUAAUCUCUACAAGAACAAACCCCAUCUUUGAAAUGGUGGAAACGAGUUGCAUCUCUAACAAUAAACUCACGGUCUGCUAUUUUACUAACCAACUUUAAAAACAAGUGACAGUCAUCACAUGCCCUCAAGUUCUUUAUCACAAUGAUCUCCAUCCCAGGAAGAGUAUUCAAAAGCCCGAAUGCAAUCGCCAGUUUCUCGCUAUGAACAUUAUUCUCACCGAUCAAAUGUUGUUCGUUUUUCAUUUUGCCACCAAUCCCAUUAGACUCACAAAGUUUUCUUACUAAACUUUCUAGUUCAGCCAACAUUCUAUAUAUGUCAUCUGUUUGUUGAUGAGUUCUGUCACCAGCCAAGAAAAUAUGAACUUCUCCUUUGAAUUCGACAUAGCUGUAACCUGGUUCCUUUCUAAGCUUUCGCUCCCUCAUCAUCGUUCUAACCUUUAAUACACCCUCUGAAUUCUCUGCAUCCGAAUAUAUAUUCGAUAACAAAACAUAGUAACCUAUAUUGGCAGGUUCAAGCUCAAUAACUCUUUCAAAAGCUAACUCUGCUAGCUUUACGUUUUUGUGAAUUUUACAAGCAUUCAAGAGGGCUCCCCACACUGCACCAUCUGGCUUUACCUUCAUUGACCGAAUGAGUUCCUCGGCUUCCUUUAAUCGCCCUGCUCGGCCUAACAAAUCAACCACGCAAGAGUAAUGCUCUGAACCUGGCUGCAAGCCAUAGCUUCUCUCCAUUGUAGCAAAAUAUUCUAGCCCCCUAUCAGUUAAUCCGGAAUGGCUGCAGGCAGAAAGAAUGGUUACAAACAAUGUUUUAUCUGGUUUGAUUCCAGCUUUUAUCAUUUCUUCAAAGAGUUUCACAGCAAGCUCCCCGUGUCCAUGCAUUCCAUAUCCCCCUAUGAUUGCUGUCCAUGAUACUAAACUUCUUUCUUUCAUUGAAGAAAAAAUUGAAUGAGCUUUUACCAAAUUUCCACAUCUAGCAUACAUGUUAACCAAGGAAUUCAUCAAAAAGGGAUUGGAACCAAAGCCACAUAGCUCAAUUCGUUGUUCAACCUCACGGCCAACACCAUGGGCACCAAGGUGAGUACAAGAAGACAGAACCCCAACAAGAGUCACAGGGUCAGGAGAAACACCAACAAGCUUCAUCUCCCUGUAAAGAUCCAAAACUCGGGUGGCGAAUCCGUUUUGUGAGUACCCAGAUAUCAUGGCAUUCCAAGUAAUUAAACCCUUCUCAGGCAUUUCAUCAAACACUUUUCGAGCAUACUCAACUGAGCCACAUUUUACAUACAUUGUAAGCAAACAAUUUCCAACAGACGAGUCAAGUUCCAAUCCAAUUUUGAUACUACAACAAUGAAGACUCUUCCCAAGAUCUAAAUCCACAGGUGAAAAACAACCAGGGAUCAAACCCAACAAGGUAACUGAAUUAACUGACACAACUUCCUCCCUCAUCCUACAAAACAACACAACCGCAUCCAAAAACUUUGAGUUCAAAAUGUACCCAGAUAUCAAAGCAUUAUAACAAACAGUAAGCUUUCUCGACUCAGGAUUUUCAUCAAACACUUUACGCGCAUUCUCAACUUGAGAGAAUCUACAGUACAUUGAUAUCAAAGAAGUCUGCACAAAUGGUUCGGGCUCACACCCAGUUUUGAGAACAUGGCCAUGGAGGAGGGCUCCAGUGACGGAGAACGAAAGGGCUGCUGAAGACUUGAGAACGAAAGGGAAUGUGAAAACGUUGGGGGAUUGACCGGAACGUAGCAUCCGACGAUAAAGAUGGAGAGCAUCGGAGAAUAGACAUUGCUUGGCGAACUCUCUCAACUGGGUGUUCCAUAAAGUUGAGGUUGGAGGAGCUAAGCUUUUGGCUAUGGCGGCCUGAACAUGAACAGUCAUGCAAGCUAUGGCGUCUUC
This is a messenger RNA of Cannabis sativa, 4069 nucleotides long. Its product is annotated as 1-(5-phosphoribosyl)-5-[(5-phosphoribosylamino)methylideneamino] imidazole-4-carboxamide isomerase, chloroplastic. Gene Ontology annotation, biological process: L-histidine biosynthetic process; L-tryptophan biosynthetic process. The coding region runs from base 268 to 1212 and encodes 314 amino acids. Gene Ontology annotation, cellular component: cytoplasm. The record is from RefSeq and is a predicted model, not a curated record. Lineage: Eukaryota; Viridiplantae; Streptophyta; Magnoliopsida; Rosales; Cannabaceae. The transcript is spliced from 9 exons. Gene Ontology annotation, molecular function: 1-(5-phosphoribosyl)-5-[(5-phosphoribosylamino)methylideneamino]imidazole-4-carboxamide isomerase activity.